GACCUUCAUUGCGCAUGCGCGCGCUGACGGGGUAGCGAGAUCACUGUAAUGCCGACGUCUGUGGAGACCAAGCAAAGCAAGAAAGCAGGCGAUAAGCGGAGCUCCAGCUCCAGGACUGUGGACCUGCUCUGCUCUGUCAAGUACAAGAACAAUCUCCCCGACGUUCCCUUUGGUCCAAAGUUCCUCAGCUACCCCUUUGACUCCCAGAGGUACAUUCAGUACAAUCCAACAAGUCUUGAGAGGAACCACAGCCAUGAGCUGCUGACUGAGGUGGACCUCGGUAUACCCAUUGACCUGGUCCUGCCUGAGACAUAUGAGAACAACGAUCCUUCAGCCUCGCUGGACCCGACAGACGCAGCUCUACUGGAGGAAGAGGUCCUCCAACAACCUGAGUCAAAAAGAGCGAAGCAGCAUGCUAGAAAUGUGUCUUGGCUACGGAGGACGGAGUACAUAUCGACGGAGUACUCCAGACCCCAUUCCUCCAUGGAGGGAGCUGAGAACAAAGUGGGGUACAGUGUGAAGAAGAGACUACAGAGUAUGGACACAUACAAGGACAGAGCCAGUCAGAUUUCAGCUAUCGAGGCUACGUUUGAGGCAGCCAAACAGCCUAUCACCAAACACUACAGUAAACCUGGGGUGACAGCAAAAACAGUUCACCCUCUCUUCCCAGACUUUGAUCUGUGGAAACUGCCGUUUGCUCAAGUGAUAUUUGACUCAGACCCAGCAGUGGCAGGCAAGAACCCGGGCCAGCAGAGCAAGGAGAUGUCAAGAGCCAUGAUCAGUCUCCUUUCCUCUUCUCUCCUUCCACUCUCUCUCUCUCUGUGUAAACACACCUUUAUAACCCACCUACUCUCCCUUGUAUCCUCUGCCUUGUGUGAUGGUGAAGGGAAUGAUGGACGAGAACAACGAACAGUUUGUGGGCCUACUUUCUCCCACACCAGACUCACUCCGCACCAGACCACUCGGAGAGAGCUGAGGCCCCUCGAGCGGAGACCACGAACACGAAGAUGAGUCAUACGUCUGACUAGGAAUACAAUGGGUACGUGAAAACAAAGCCAGCAAAGGAUACGAGGGCAAACCUCUUUCUUUAUGUGGUGAGGCCUAGCUGAAGGUAAUCUUUUACAACGAGAUGAGACAGGUCCGAAGUCAGUGUGUGGCACGGAGAAACUGAGGAUAGUGAGGGGUCUCUGUCUCUCGUCUCCAGGGUGCAGCUGAGGAAAAUGAGAGGAGAGGUCGGACCGGAGAGUCCAGCCAUGACCUCCAAACUAGUAUUGUGAA
This is a messenger RNA of Geodia barretti, 1278 nucleotides long. Lineage: Eukaryota; Metazoa; Porifera; Demospongiae; Tetractinellida; Geodiidae. The record is from the annotation of a GenBank genome assembly.